UUGAUCAUUGGCACUUACGGAAGAAUACUACUCCUUAUGCGAAAGUUCACUCUUUGAACAUGAUAAAUUGUUUCGUAAACUUGUUUUGCCCUCAGGCUCUGACACGUAAUUCACUAGCAGAUAUAUUUAGAUAACCAAAAUUGAUAUUUCAUCACUUAUGUAUACCAAAGCGCUUGAAGAACAAUAAAGAAACGUAUCCGCAGUUUUCACGCUACUUGCGUUUUCAAGAUCACACGAAGCUUUGAAGUUUCAACUGGAACUCGGUGAUCAUGUGGCGAAAAAAGUUGGCUCUUCUUACUUUGUUGAUUGUGGGGAUGGAUUUGCUGUUUUGUACAGUCAAUGCAACUCCGUGGUGGAGACGUCGACGGCGCCGUCGAUCGCCGCCUCUACCGACUCCAUCGCCACGGCCACCACCACCACCACCACCGCCUCCACCACCGCCACCACCGCCUCCGCCACCGCCACUACCGCCUCCACCGCCACCGCCACCGCCACCGCUGCCUUGCAACUCAUUUCUUCCGCGGUUAACCAUCGGGGGCCGAGUAAAGAAAUGGUCCAACGCAUGGCAGCAGUCAUUCCGCGCGAUUUGCCCUGACAGCUAUUCAAUGUUCUGGUGGAUUAGUGUUUUCCGAAAAUGUCAGGAGGAUCGUAUUCACCAUUUCCGCUGUAGCCUUGGUCCUGCUAUUUACCGCGCGAGCGAAGACUGCGUCUGGUCUGGCUUUUUGCCGAACGGAAAGACAGGCUCCGCCAGUUUUAACUUCAAGUGUGAGUCGCAUGGAUAUAUCACUGGAAUUUUGAGCGAAUUUAAUACGGUCACUAAAGAUCGCAGAGUAAAAUUCCGUUGCUGUCAUGUGGAGGGCUACAAACAUGACAACUGCAAGCCCACGGGGUACAAAAACGCGUACGGAGGACUUUUGAACUAUAGAGCUCAUUCGGGUUACACCAUAGUUGGUGCGGUCAGUGAUCACAGCUCGAGCCACAGUGAUCGUCGCUGGAAGUUUCAUAUCUGUCAAAUUAAAUCAAGCACUGGGAGGAAAAAAUAAUGGAAGACUUCAGAAGCAAAAAACAACAUCAGAAGGGAUCAAGCGCGGGGCAUUUUAAAAUAGAUAUGAUUUAUAAGGGUGUUUAUAAGGCAUUUAAAUAAAAAUAGUUCUCUUGUUGGCCGAAACAGAGGGAGAUAAAAUCAUCACACGAACUUCUUCAGGUAGAAAGGGUAUAGACGCGAGCUCCUAGAAAUCAGACUUAUUAUAUCUGAGGUUCCUUUUUUAAGGUUUGGCUCUUUAAGUUACUCUUGAGCGCCGCUAAGGAAAAGGAAAGAAUGUCGCAGGUUUGCGACUAGGAAUAUUAUUGUGCCGGCUUUAGAAGUAUUUUCAUUAGGAUUGUCUUCAUCGAUUUGAUCUAAUAACUGAGGGUAAAUGUAAGGUGAGCUAAGCUUUGAGUUUCGUAAUAAACACUUGCUAAUAUCUUCGAA
Messenger RNA from Pocillopora damicornis (cauliflower coral), 1471 nucleotides. Its product is annotated as dermatopontin. Gene Ontology annotation, cellular component: extracellular matrix. The record is from RefSeq and is a predicted model, not a curated record. Gene Ontology annotation, biological process: collagen fibril organization. Lineage: Eukaryota; Metazoa; Cnidaria; Anthozoa; Scleractinia; Pocilloporidae.